UCAUCGUUGUCUAAUUUAUGUGCGUUAACCGUGAUGAUGGAUUUUAUUAUUUCCUUCGGCUACUAAUAAUUUUAAGUGACAGCUCAAAGCUGGCAUCAAGAUGCAGCUCUCUUGGCUCGCCUCAUUAAAGAGCAUAAAGGAGAUAUCGUCAUAUAUACCGGUGCUGGAAUCAGCACAUCUGCUAGUAUUCCUGAUUACAGGGGAACGAAUGGUUUAUGGACUAUGCAAACUAGUCGAGUGACCAAUAAUAAUUCAGUUCUUGAUUUCAAAAGAAGUGAUGAAGCAGGAUGUGAUCAGAUAACCAAAAGACAGGUAUAAUGCAGGAUUCCUGACCGCUCAUCUUUGUGGUAGGGUAAAAUAUCCAAUGGUAAACCAUCCCUUAAGUCCUCAAAGUCAAGAAAAUCUACCCCGCUAAAACUGAGACUUCCAGAAGCUACAACUGCAAAACCAACAUUCACUCAUAUGGCUAUCAAAGUUCUUGUGGAUGAAGGAUAUGUACGUAACAGAGAUUUUAUAUAUAUACUAAUAUCAUUUCAUAAACCUACUUUGAAGUAUUUCUGUGGGCUGAUUUAAGUCUUCCUUGGUAGAAAGUGGUAUCUUCUCGCGUUAUAAAAGUUAAUUCACACAAACUUAGGAAGUGAAUUGUUUAGUAAUACAUCGACUCUAGAGAGAUGCGUAAACUAACCGCUGUCAUUUGCUUUCUUUCUUGCAAAGCCAGUCACUCGGAUGGUGUGGCGUAUACUAGACUUUUUGGAAAAGCCACGGUAGAAAUUAACUGUUCUCCAACUAGAGAUGUUGUAUAAAUAGAUAAUUCAAUAAUCUCUUUAAUAUACUUUGACUUACCUAUAUUUGGUCCAUUUGGGUGUCCAUAGAAGUAAUCUUACAGGCAUAACACUAUUCAGGUAAGCCUUUGAAGAAAAUACUUAUAUGUACCAAUAACCUAUUUUCAUAUUUGCUUUAUGUGAUAUUGAUUUUAGUAAUUACUUUAACUAACAAGGCCAUUCGUUUUGUGCACAAUCUUAGGUUCGACAUGUAGUUUCUCAAAAUGUUGAUGGUUUACAUAUGCGAAGUGGUUUAAAACGUGAGAAACUGUCAGAACUGCAUGGCAAUUUAUUUAUUGAACAAUGUAUCGCUUGUUCACACAGUGUCUUCCGAAGCUUUGAUGUCGCUGAGACUACUUCCCGUUCACACCACUUUACUGGACGUAUAUGUCCUCGCUGCCGCAGUUUACACCCUUUCGAGAGUUCAAUCGCCAGUAAUGUACUACGACAAACAGCCGAACAGUUUGCAACGUCAAAGUACAAAACAAAUGUAUCUAUUGAAAACUUAAUGUUAAGUUAUCGACAUGCUGCAAGAAAGUUAGCCAAAUCAUUUGAAAGUAUACGUCGUAAAGCGAUGCAGCAACAUUUAAAUAGUACACAAAAUUCAUCUGUUGUAAGUAAUUCCGAAAUUCUCACAAAUGCACCUUUGUUAAGAGAUGUUGUUGUACAUUUUUUUGAACGCCAACCGGAAAUGGGACUAGCGGAAAUUUAUCGUAUUCAAUCAGCUAUAGAAGCUGUACAUGGUCGUAAAUCACUGAAAGAUGCUGUAACAUCGACUUCAAAAGACUGUAAACUGUUGAAUCGUGGUUGCAAACGUCCCAAUGAUGAGUCAAUAAAAUAUCUUAUAGGAUCUCCAUGGUUUAAAAGAAUGCGUCCUGCAAUGAAGACAGAAUGUGAAGGUGUUUCUAAAUCCACAGGUACAGAUGAUACACCGUCCCUGUCCUCUGAUCCGUUGGAAACACCCGCUAAAUUGAUAAUUGUCAUUGGUUCAUCUCUGACUGUUUUACGAAAUUAUUCAUUUUUGUGGCCUUAUGGUCUUGGUCGAUGCGAUCAGAAGGGAUUGUGUAAGAAACUUCAAAAGAAACCAGCACCUUCCGAUCAAGAAGCAGAAUCGACUCCAAUUGCGAAUGCUAUUGAAAAUUGUCGCCUAGUUAUUAUUAAUUUACAGCCUACCUGUAAAGAUGGAGUCGCUGACUUAGUUCUUCGUGUUCCUUGUGAUGAAUUAUUUCGUGCUGUUAUGUUAGACCACUUGGAAAUAGAUGUUCCUCAAUAUGAUUCCAAAACUGACCCUCUCUAUUCUAUCGCUGUAUCUCUAUCUCCCGAAGAGGAAUGUACCCGUACUCGUCCAGACAUUUCUUUUAAUUCCAUAUGAUGUCUCAUUUUUAAAACAAAGAAGUUUUAUUUUGAUAUAUCUCACACACACACACACACACAAUGUGCUCACAAGAUUUCGGUGGAUUUGAUUGUACAUUUCUAAAACCCUCUUUAUAAUUUGCAGUUUAUACUUCAUUUAAUGCGAAGCGGCGUUCAACAUCUCUGUAAAUGAUGAAUUGCAUUUAUAAUAAUAGUAGUUUUUCUUUUCUAGUAAAACUUCACUGUGUUAUGCUGGGGUGUAUUUUUUGUUGAUCGAAUACUUAAUUCAUAUGUAAACAACAAAAUAAGCAUU
Messenger RNA from Trichobilharzia szidati, 2487 nucleotides. The record is from the annotation of a GenBank genome assembly. NCBI's taxonomy places the organism in Eukaryota, Metazoa, Platyhelminthes, Trematoda, Strigeidida, Schistosomatidae.